Molecule: messenger RNA, 1248 nt
Organism: Stylophora pistillata
Lineage: Eukaryota; Metazoa; Cnidaria; Anthozoa; Scleractinia; Pocilloporidae
Source: RefSeq, a predicted model, not a curated record
GAAUCUCUUCUCGCGUUUGAGAAUGAGAAAGAGAAGAGUGCGAAAAGGCAGAUGUCCGGUUAUUUUCGUCGAUUGAUACGUGCGUUAUAAGUUUUAAGUUUGUUUUGUAGUCGCUUCCUACACCCCUACUGUGACAGAUGUCAAUCAGUGUGGUCAUUCUAGCGAUGUGGCUGACCUUCGUACAUUGCACCAUCAAGUUUCUGUCAAUACUAAGAAGAAAACCGCGGUGAUUGUAACUAGAUUCUAGUGACAUCCCUUGGUCAUGGACUAAGAAGUAAAGAAUGCUUGAUGCUUGAUUGAUAAUACUCCACUACAAGGUUUCAGCACCGCCGCCGCUUCGAAAAAUCUACUUCAAAUUCCAAGCAUGUUACGUCACCCUCAAGAGUGCAUCACGUGCUAAGGUCACAUGCUCAAUUUGCUAAAUACGAGGAAUAUUCCCAUUCUCAAAGGCCGUUGGUGUGGUGUAUAGUUCUCAGGAGCAAAUUCUUGUUACCUUGGUUGAAGCAUCAUUUUUCUCAAAAAUCACAUCGAGAUGGAAAAAAUAGUUAUCUUGGCACUUGUCAUCCUCUCAUACGUCGCACUAUCUUCAGCCCAUUCCCAUUUCAUGACUCUGCACCCCGCUAUGUCAACACAAAUGACAAUGGCAAGUUCAUCAAUGUCAUAUGCAAGCUCAUCCGCAGCUGCAUCAACACAAAUGACAAUGGCAAGUGCAUCUCUAGGCAUGGAGAUGAAGACAAUCGCACUAUCUUCAGCCCAUUCCCAUAGCUCGCCUGUGCAUGCCGAUAAGUCAAGACCAUCAGCAAUGACAACUGUAAUGCCAGGGCUUCACAAUUUUACAAUACAAAUGACAAUGGCAAGUAAGUUGAAGCAUAAACUUUUCCAUAGACUUAAUGAACUUUUUAAAAGUGAUUUGUAACAUGGUUAGUUAUAAAAACAAUAGCCUCCAUUUGGCUUGAGAACAUGCAAGGACAUAUGAGUGUUCCUGUUAGUGUCUAUUCCAAGAUAAGAGAACAGUUUUCUGUAACAAGGAAAAGUGUGAGCAUGGAGGAACUGGUAAUGUCCAGGGACAAUAAUUUAUUAAGCAAGCUAAUUAUUUUGUGACAAGUGAAGGUUUGUGAUAAGUAUCCCUCAAACAAACUGCUGCUUCAGCUAAGUUCCCAUAAAAUGGAAUAUGAAGGUGUAGUCUGAUCGUCCGGGUGAGUGUAGUCCUAAGAAGGACUGUUGUCGGUGGUAGUGACUGACGUUUCG